AUGGUUUUCUCAUUUAUUUUUCAGCUUGAUCAACGAAAAUCACAUCAAUUGAUAUUUCUCCACAAAACAACAAAUUCUAAUGAACAAGAUGAAGUUCUUCACAAAUUGAAUGAACUUCGUCAAAUUGUUGAUUACAUCAAAUUAAUAAACAACAUCGAACAAGCUCUACAAUUCAUCCGACCAGCGAAUAAAAUUCAUUCCUUGGAAAAUGUACGAUCAAUUUAUAUCUAUGAACAAGAACAGCAAUGUCAUGUACAAUGGACGAGUGAAUAUACGAAAAUUAGGGAAAUAUACAUCGACUGGAAAUUGCUUUUAAAUGCUCUUAGAUCUGAUGUUGAACAAUAUUUACAUGAAGAAAAACACGGAAUAUUCAGUGAAAUUGGUCGAGAUAAUUAUACAAGUGAUAUUUAUACAUUUUCAUGGUGGAAUUACGUUAUUUCAUUAAUUUGUCAUCUAUCUUACUCCAAAUAUUCUUAUGAAAAUUUUCUUGUCACUUUAAGAGAAUAUUAUCAAGGUAAAGAAGUCGAAAUGAAAAUCUUAGAUGAAUUCGAACGGGACUACUCGUCUGACACUGCCAUACGUUGGUAUACGCGUAAUACAUUCCUUUAUUUGGUUAUAAACAAAGCUCUUCGUCAAAAGAAUAUCGAAGUUAUUUUUCUAUUUGCUUUUUUAAUCAAAGAUAUUUACAAUCAGUUGAAAAGGCAACAUGAAACAUUACGACUAAGUCAUUUAGUUAGUCCAAUAAUCAAUGUUUAUCGUGGACAAAUGAUCUCAUUCCAAGAAAUUCGUCAAAUUAAAGCUGCGACUUAUCUUAUUACUAAUAGUUUUUUUUCCACAUCACUCGAUCCCACUUUAGCAUCAUUCUUAAUCGGAUCAUCGACUGGACCAAAUGAUCCGAUUCAGCAUAUUUUCUUUGAAAUUGAAAUUGAUCUUCGAAUAAUUUGUCAACCAUUUGGAUUAAUUUCAAGUUUAUCUUAUUUUCCCAAUGAAGAUGAAGUUCUUUUCAUGAUUGGAACUUAUUUCAAAGUCAUUCAAUGUUCUUAUGACGAACACAAGCAAAUUUACAUUGGAAAACUUCAAUUAGAUAUCGAUUCUUCUUUAGAAAGAAAACCUGACUUGACAGGAAUGACAUCGCGACAAACAUUGAAAGCUGGUGCGAUUGAUAUUUCGAGAAAUUUGUAUCGAGUCGGUGAACGAGAUAUUAAUGUUAUUUUCAAUCAGCUUAAUCAAUUGUUUCCUCAUGAAAAACAAUGGCUAAAUGCAGUUCAUUCUCAUACGCUCGCCAUAUUGUAUCGACAAUUUCAUAUUAAACAUUAUCCGGAAUAUGUUGAUAUUACUUUGUCGAAUUUUCAAUAUGCAUUGAACAUUUAUCAAUCAUAUUUAGAUGAUUAUGAACUCAAUUUUCGAGUUAAUAUUGCUGAUAUUUAUUUAGCUAUGGGUUCUAUAUAUCGAAUCUAUGUUAAAGAUGAAGAACUUGCUAAUCAACAAUAUGACCGUGGAAUUGAAUUUUGUGUUUUAUCACUUCAAAUAACCGGAGACAUUAGUCAACGAAUAGAACUCUAUAGAAUCCUUGUUUGGAUGCAUGAGAGUAAAAUUGCAAUAGAAAAGGAUGAAAAUAUCAAGACACAAUUGACUGUUGAUGCCAUCAAAUAG
Messenger RNA from Adineta ricciae, 1653 nucleotides. The record is from the annotation of a GenBank genome assembly. NCBI's taxonomy places the organism in Eukaryota, Metazoa, Rotifera, Eurotatoria, Adinetida, Adinetidae.